AUGGAGAGUGAAUUUUCAGAUUCCAAGGCUGCUGAAGGGGAAGAAGCCAAGUCUGAGAAUGGGUUCAAUGCACCCAUUUGCCCUGUUAGAGGCAAACCUGAUAUCAACUGCUUCAUGAUCAGCUGUGACAAUUGCAACAAGUGGUUUCAUGGCGACUGCAUCAAGACCACAGAGAAGAAGGCAAAAGUCAAACGAGAGUCCUACUGUUUGCAGUGCCGAGAGAAAGACUCAAAGACGAAGAUCCAACACCUACACAAAAAACCCUGCCAUGAGACUGAGCCCAGGGAUGAUACAGCCAUCCAGAGAAGGAAGGUUGCCUUGGAGGAGCCUUUGCUAAAUGAGUCACCAGAGUUUGUGGCCACACCCGAGACACCCUCUGAUAUAGACUUGCUCCUGGACCCUGCGCUCUAUCAGGACGUCUGCCCUAGAGCCUUUGAUGACCACGGUGUCCCUCCGGAUGCCCCUUUUCUAGACGCCGGGCUUCGAAAAUCCUUGGUGAAAUUAAAGCACGCUAAGCAGCUGGAGAAGUAUGAGAAGUGUUACCGGCAGAAACAGAGGCAGGAGGAUCUAUUUGAACCCAGAGAUACCAAAUACCCAGCCUCCACGCCCCAGUGUCUGGGCCCCAGAUGUGUCCAGCCUGCCCAGCCAGGCUCCAAGUACUGCUCUAAUGACUGUGGCCUGAAGCUGGCUUUCAAUCGCAUCUGUAAGAUCCUACCGCAGCGAAUCCAGCAGUGGCAGCAAAGCCAAUGUAUGGCGGAAGAACGCGGGAAGAAGCUUUUGGAGCAGAUCCAGAGGGAGCAGCAGGGGGCUCGGAUCCGGCUGCAAGACUUAGAACGCCGCUUUUAUGAGUUGGAGGCUGUCAUCCUCAGGGCAAAGCAACAGGUGGUGAGGGAAGACGAGGGGAUUAAUGAGGGAGACAACAAGGUCAGGGACCCGCAGAUCUUCUGUGUCUCUUGUGGCGACUCCGUCAGCUCCGAGGUGGCACUGAGGCACAUGGAGCGUUGCUAUGCCAAAUAUGAGAGCCGGACAAGCAUCGGGACUAUGCACCCCAGCAGAAUUGAGGGGGGCCCUCAACUCUUCUGUAAUGUCUACAACCCACAGAACAAAACGUAUUGUAAGCGCCUGCGGGUCCUGUGCCCUGAGCACUCCACGGACCCCCAAGUACCAGAGGAUGAAGUGUGUGGCUUCCCCUUGGUACGGAACGUGUUUGAGCUGACGGGAGACUUCUGUCACCGGUCCAGACAACGGUGCAAUCAGCAUUAUUGUUGGGAGAAGCUUCGGCGGGCCGAGGUGGAUCUGGAACGUGUGCGAGUGUGGUACAAGUUAGAAGAACUGCUGAAGCAGGAGCGAAUCGUGAGAAGGGCCAUGACCAACCCUGCUGACUUUUUGGCCUUAAUGCUCCACCAGACCACCCAGCAUGACCCCUUGACCACAGACCUGAGGACCAAAGUCAACAGCUAA
Messenger RNA from Gracilinanus agilis (Agile Gracile Mouse Opossum), 1461 nucleotides. RefSeq names its product CXXC-type zinc finger protein 1-like. The transcript has a single exon. Gene Ontology annotation, cellular component: Set1C/COMPASS complex. Gene Ontology annotation, biological process: positive regulation of DNA-templated transcription. The record is from RefSeq and is a predicted model, not a curated record. Lineage: Eukaryota; Metazoa; Chordata; Mammalia; Didelphimorphia; Didelphidae. Bases 1 to 1461 code for a protein of 486 amino acids.